AUGAGGGCGCACGAGUGUGCAGUGUGCUCGAACCAGACGGUCAAGAAGUGCGCGGCGUGCGAGUCGGUGUUCUUUUGCUCGCCGGCGUGCCAGAAGGCGGUCUGGUCGACGCACAAGUGGGCCUGCGGCAAGGGCUUCCACACGUUCUCGCAGGCGCCGCUCUCGCACGACGAGGUCGAGCUCCUCCACAAACUCGACAAGAUGGAAUCGGGCCGCACCAACAGCCCGUGCAACUGGCACUUCUUCCUCAAGCGGGACAAGCUCUCGCGCCGAGGCGUCAACGACCUGCUUCGCGCGCUCCAGGACCCCGAGUGCCGUAUUCCCGAGCCGAGCAGGACGCUCAUCCUCUCGGACCUUCGCGGCAACAUGUUCCGCGCCGCGUGCGACGAGGGCCUCGUCGACAAGUUCGAGGUCACGCCCUGGGUCCUCGUCGGGCGCAUGUACCGCGAGCUCUGGCGCAACAACGGCGUCAAGUUUGGGUCGAACAAGGGCAUGGCGCAGCUUGUCGGUCCGACCCUGAACCAGUACCUGCUCCUCGAGACGCUGCGCGACAGACGAUCCUCGGCCAAAGGAAUGCCCGAGGGCGUUCCCGACGACGUCGAGGCGCUCGCCCUGCAGCGCACGUCAUCCUCUCUCGAGGAGCUCGUCAAGAACGUCGUCGAGGUCUCUCGUGGGGUGCAAGGGCGCGAGCUCGAUGGCCAAGGGCGAGACGCGGUCACGGACGCCGUCCUCCGCAUCCUCGACAAGUGCGAGAAGACCCGCACGACGCAGCCAGGCAGGCGCAUGUACUGCUUGAACGGGCUGAGCGAGAUCGUGAGCAUCGUCAGGAUGUCGUGACGCGAGGUCGGGCGACUUGAGAAGGUCAGAAGGAGCGCGAGGAUUGGCGAGCGUAGCGUCGUGACGAGCGAGUGCAACGCUGCGAGACUGCCCGAG
Rhodotorula graminis WP1 is the source of this 933-nucleotide messenger RNA. RefSeq lists its product as uncharacterized. Lineage: Eukaryota; Fungi; Basidiomycota; Microbotryomycetes; Sporidiobolales; Sporidiobolaceae. The transcript has 3 exons. The record is from RefSeq and is a predicted model, not a curated record. The annotation marks the transcript as partial.